Lathyrus oleraceus (garden pea) is the source of this 869-nucleotide messenger RNA. RefSeq names its product nucleoid-associated protein At4g30620, chloroplastic. The transcript is spliced from 7 exons. Gene Ontology annotation, molecular function: DNA binding. The record is from RefSeq and is a predicted model, not a curated record. Bases 87 to 647 code for a protein of 186 amino acids. Lineage: Eukaryota; Viridiplantae; Streptophyta; Magnoliopsida; Fabales; Fabaceae.
AAGUUAAUGUAGUCGUGUUGGUUCGGUUAAAAAUAUCCAAUUAUCUAUAUCUAUCUUCCACACCACUUGAAAGAAGAACCUAACCAAUGGCGUUUACGGUUUCUCUCGCAGGCCACAUCCAUGGAGCCACUCAAUGCAAAAACAUCCUCCCACCUUCGUCAUCUCUAUGUAAACUAAGCUCCAGUGUCAAUGUAGUUGACAUGAGAUUAGUAUCCCGGCGUGGACUACAAAAAGUUGGAUCUGGUCAUAGAUGUUUCCGAGUCCAUGCUCUUUUCGGAGGGAAAAAAGAUAAUGAGGGUCCAGCAGGAAUGCCCGGAAACAUGCUAAAUCUGUUUGAGGCUGUGAAGAAGGCGCAAGCGGUUGUCCAAGUUGAAUCAGGCAGAAUACAGAAAGAACUUGCAGCAGCAGAGUUUGAUGGCUACUGUGAGGGUGAGUUAAUAAAGGUGACACUAUCAGGCAAUCAACAACCAGUAAGAACACAAAUCACCGAGGCUGCUAUGGAAUUGGGAUCCGAAAAAGUUUCACUUUUAGUCACAGAGGCUUACAAGGAUGCACACCAGAAGAGUGUCAAGGCCAUGAAGGAAAGGAUGAGUGAUAUUGCUCAGAGCUUAGGAAUGCCACCGGGUUUUGGUGACGCAAUGAAAUGAUGACAGUGGAGAAUGGAACAUCAAUUUUGCAUAGAAAACCAUUUCAUGAAUUCAUAUUUUCUCUCCUUUACUGUGAUUAAGGGUUUGAUACUUUUUUCUAAUGGAAGCUUUAAUAAGUGGUUCAAGCUUUCAAAUUGUAAUAUUGAGGAAUGGUUUUUUUUCUGCAUUUAUUUAUCAAAUUUGCAAUAUUUUCAUUGUUUAUUAUGAGCAUAUUUUUGUUAA